Messenger RNA from Cydia fagiglandana, 1689 nucleotides. It is a transcript of the gene Nmd3, whose product is annotated as 60S ribosomal export protein NMD3. The record is from RefSeq and is a predicted model, not a curated record. The transcript is spliced from 9 exons. NCBI's taxonomy places the organism in Eukaryota, Metazoa, Arthropoda, Insecta, Lepidoptera, Tortricidae. The coding region runs from base 115 to 1623 and encodes 502 amino acids. Gene Ontology annotation, biological process: ribosomal large subunit export from nucleus. Gene Ontology annotation, molecular function: ribosomal large subunit binding. Gene Ontology annotation, cellular component: nucleus; cytoplasm.
CUCAAAACACGGAAAACACGCUUGUAUCGUGUGAUUGUGAUUGGAGAUAUUUUUCAAUAAAAUUGUGCUUAAUAUUACAUACCGGAACCAUAUAAUAACUAGACUCAGUGAAAAAUGGAGUAUAUAACUCCGGAAAAUGUUACGGCGUCCGACAGCACGCGAAUACUAUGUUGUCAGUGUGCAGUGCCGAUAGAAGCAAAUCCCUCAAAUAUGUGUGUAGCAUGUUUGAGGGCUCAUGUCGACAUUUCUGAGGGUGUCCCUAAACAGGCUACACUCUUCUUCUGCAGAGGAUGUGAAAGAUAUCUUCAACCACCUGCAGAGUGGGUGGUGGCUGCACUUGAGUCCCGCGAGCUGCUCGCCCUGUGCCUGAAGCGGCUGAAAGGCCUGAACAGGGUCAAGCUGAUAGAUGCGGGGUUUGCCUGGACUGAGCCCCAUUCCAAGAGGAUCAAAGUGAAACUAACAGUACAAGGCGAAGUAAUGGGAGGUGCAGUUCUCCAGCAAACUUUCAUUGUUGAGUUCAGCAUCCAGCACCAGAUGUGCGAUGCCUGCCACCGCUCCGAGGCUCAAGAUUACUGGCGCGCCAUGGUGCAAGUGAGACAACGCGCGAAUAACAGGAAGACAUUCUACUAUCUUGAGCAGCUGAUAUUGAAGCAUAAGGCGCAUGAGAAUACACUUGGGAUUAAGCCUAAGCAUGACGGAUUGGACUUCUUCUACACAACAGAAAGCCACGCCCGCAAGAUGGUAGAUUUCAUACAAUCCGUGCUUCCCAUAAAAUGCCAACAUUCCAAGAAGUUAAUAUCGCACGAUAUACACAGCAACAUCUACAACUACAAGUUCACAUUCAGUAUAGAGAUUGUGCCACUCUCUAAAGACAGUGUGGUGUGCCUUCCGAAGAAGUUGUGUCAGCAACUCGGAGGCAUUUCUCCUAUCUGUUUGGUGAACAGAGUUACCAGCACUAUACAUUUGAUAGAUGCAAAUACUGGGCAGGUGUGUGAUGUCUCAGCUACCGUGUACUGGAGGAAUCCAUUCAAUCCAAUUUGCAAUCCAAAACAGCUGGUGGAAUAUAUCGUAAUGGAUAUUGAUAUUUUAAAGGAACAUGAAAAGAAGUCAUUCCCCGGGCAAGGCAUGUUGUCCAACAAGCACGUGGUGGCCGACGUGUGGGUGGUGAGAGCCAGCGAGCUGGGACUCGACGUGAGCCCCGUCCACACUAAGACACAUCUUGGACAUGUCCUCAAACCUGGUGAUACUGUCAUGGGCUACAACCUGGGCGACUCGAACGUCAACGAUUCAAACCUGGACAAGCUCGACCGCUCCGUGGUCCCCGACGUGUUCCUAGUUAAGAAGCACUACGGCGAGCGCGCCGCGCGCCGCCGCGCACGCAACUGGAAACUCAAGCACAUGGCCGAAGAGCUUCACGACGGAGCUAGCUCUACCAACGACGACUACAACGAGUUCCUCGACGACCUGGAGGAAGACCCGGCCUUCCGGCAGAACAUCAACAUCUUCAAGCGCGGCGACGUGGCCGUCGACACGGACGAGAUCGACCCGUCGCUGCCGCGCAUCACGCUCGCCGAGAUGCUCGAGGAUCUCAACAUCGAGGACGUCGAGAUGAGCGAAGUUUGAUGAACUACUUUGUUAUCUGGAAUAUACUUUGUCAUUUUUGUUAAUCUGUUACAGAUGUAUUUUCUA